AUGUCCGGUCUACCGUCUACCUAUCAUUUGUACAACCCGGAGCAGAUUGGGUGGAGCUUGACCGUAGCUAGCGCGUAUUGCUCUACCUGGGACGCCGACAAGCCCUUGGCCUGGCGCCAGAAGUACGGUUGGACCGCUUUCUGUGGGCCGGUGACGAACAGGGGAACGGGCGCGCAGGAGACGGUGAGGAUAGUGGACCAGUGUAGCAAUGGAGGGCUGGAUUUGGACGUUGGUGUUUUCAGGAGGCUUGAUACUGAUGGAAAAGGGAAAGCUCAAGGCCACCUCAUGGUUGACUACCAGUUCGUCGACUGUGGAGACUAAGAUUGAUUCAACCCAAUACAUAUACAGAUACUAAGCUGCAGUUGAAACAUAUAUAGUUGUAUGACUACAGAAAAUGGAAUAAUAGGCA
Messenger RNA from Linum tenue, 409 nucleotides. Lineage: Eukaryota; Viridiplantae; Streptophyta; Magnoliopsida; Malpighiales; Linaceae. The record is from the annotation of a GenBank genome assembly.